Ananas comosus (pineapple) is the source of this 1355-nucleotide messenger RNA. RefSeq names its product mitochondrial import inner membrane translocase subunit TIM17-2-like. Gene Ontology annotation, cellular component: TIM23 mitochondrial import inner membrane translocase complex; mitochondrial inner membrane. The record is from RefSeq and is a predicted model, not a curated record. Gene Ontology annotation, molecular function: transmembrane protein transporter activity. Gene Ontology annotation, biological process: protein import into mitochondrial matrix. The transcript has 2 exons. Lineage: Eukaryota; Viridiplantae; Streptophyta; Magnoliopsida; Poales; Bromeliaceae. The coding region runs from base 179 to 874 and encodes 231 amino acids.
UGAUUCCUCCUCUCUUUCCUUGCUCCCCACGCCUGCACCAAAAGCGACCUCCACUCGAUUCUAGGGUUUCCUCCGCCUCCGCCUCCGCCUCCGCCUCUUCGUCUCUCUCGUCCUCCUCCUAUUCCCCAGAAACCCUAGCUCCGAGCGGACCCCUACUCAUCCCUCUCGGCUCCUCGGCAUGGGAACUCCGGAGACGUCGCGCGAGCCGUGCCCCGACCGGAUCCUCGACGAUGUCGGCGGCGCCUUCGGGAUGGGCGCCGUGGGGGGCUCGGCGUUCCACUUCAUCAAGGGCCUCUACAACUCCCCCAACGGCGAGCGCCUCGCGGGGGGCGCCCAGGCCGUGCGGAUGAACGCGCCGCGCGUCGGCGGGAGCUUCGCCGUGUGGGGCGGCCUCUUCUCCGCCUUCGACUGCUCCAUGGUCUACCUCCGCCAGAAGGAGGACCCCUGGAACUCCAUCAUCGCCGGCGCCGCCACCGGCGGCUUCCUCCAGAUGCGCCAAGGCGCCGGCCCCGCCGCGCGCUCCGCCCUCUUCGGCGGCGUCCUCCUCGCGCUCAUCGAGGGCGCCGGGAUCAUGCUCAACCGAUUCCUCGCCGUGCCACAGAACCUCCCGCCGAUGAUGGAGGAGCCCGCGCCGGCGGGCGGCGCCGGAGGGUUCUUGCCGCCGGGAGUGGUUCAGCCGCCGCUGCCGCUGCCGCAGUCGCCUGCGGCGGCGGCGGUGGAGGAGGAUACGGGUGGUCGGUCGUGGUUCGGAGGUUUCUUCGGCGGCGAUAAGAAGAAGGAGGGCGCGAAAAGCGGAAUCGGAGGUGGGAAAACUGAGAUUUUGGAGAGCUUUGAUACUCCCAGCGCGCCGAUCCCGAAUUUUGAGUAUAAGUAGGGUUAAGAUUUUGGAGGUUUUCUUUGGGAGCGGUCUCGAAGGCGAUAUGUGAUUGCAUGUUAUACAAUUUCCGUGGAGCACUGGAGUUUGAAGAAGUUGAAGAAGCCGUGAGAGAUAUAUUAUUAGUCUGAUAAAAGUAUCUAAUUGCAAUUUUUUUGUUUUGUAUUUGUUGACAACUAUCAUCUUAGUCAGUUAGCUGUAACACAUCAAAAUGUUGCACACUUCUGAGAUCGAAGCAUAUGGAAAAUAAAUAUUCCUCCUAGAAAUUUGCUUAUUUAUUUGUGCUGUUGCGGUGCAACAGAGAUGAUGUAUAACAGCAUAAAUGGAAGUUGCUUUGUUGCUGAAAAAAAAAAAUCUACAUGAAUUAGGGGCUGUUUGGUUGGAUGUAAUUAAAAAUGCAAUGUGGUUGGAGAUGCAAUAAUUAUAAUUACGUAUGCCUCGUUUGGUUUGGUGCAAUAGAAAGUAUUACAAUUAUAUUAAA